This is a messenger RNA of Nestor notabilis (Kea), 1112 nucleotides long. RefSeq names its product crystallin, zeta (quinone reductase)-like 1 (gene CRYZL1). Bases 1 to 1050 code for a protein of 349 amino acids. The transcript has 12 exons. The record is from RefSeq and is a predicted model, not a curated record. Lineage: Eukaryota; Metazoa; Chordata; Aves; Psittaciformes; Psittacidae. Gene Ontology annotation, molecular function: oxidoreductase activity.
AUGAAGGCCUUGUAUGGUCAGCAGAAUUCCCCUGGAGAGGAAAUUACAUUUGUCUUCCAGGCAAGAGAAAACCUUCCUCCUACAAGAGACAAUGAUGUGAAAGUACAAGUCAGAGCCUGUGCACUGAGCUGGAUAGAUACAAAGCUUCUGUCAGAAAUUAAACUGGAGAGGGAGCUUCUACCUGUUGGGAGGGAGAUUUCUGGAGUUGUAUUGGAAGUUGGAAGAAACGUGACCUUUUUUCAGCCAGAUGAUGAAGUGGUGGGAAUUUUGCCCUUGGAUUCUGAAGAGUCUGGUCUUUGUGAAGUUAUUCUAGUUCAUGAGCAUUAUUUGGUUCGUAAACCAGAAAAAGUUUGUUGGGUUGAAGCAGCUGGGACCGUCCGUGAUGGUGUUCAAGCAUACACAGCUUUACACUACCUUUCCCAAGUCUCUCCUGGAAAAACUGUCCUUGUAAUGGAUGGAGCAAGUCCAUUUGGUACAAUAGCUAUUCAGUUAGCACAACACAGAGGAGCUAAAGUAAUCUCUACUGCAUACAGUCUUGAAGAUAAGCAGUACCUGGAGAGGCUUAGACCUCCUGUGGCUCGUGUGAUAGAUGUGUCAAAUGGCAAGAUUGAUGUAGCAGAGAGCUGCUUGGAAGAGACAGGUGGCCUGGGAGUGGAUAUUGUUCUAGAUGCUGGAGUGAAAUUAUACAGUGCUGAAGAUGAAUCAACUUCAAAAUCACAGUUGCUGCCUCAUAAGCAUGAUAUCAUAACUCUUCUUGGUGUUGGGGGACACUGGAUAACAACAGAAAAAAAUCUUCAGCUGGAUCCUCCAGAUAGCCAUUCCUUAUUUCUUAAAGGAGCCACUGUGUCCUUUCUGAAUGAUGAGAUAUGGAACUUGUCCAAUGUACAGCAAGGGAAGUAUCUCUCCAUCUUAGAAGAUAUAAUGGAGAAAUUAUCAAGUAGCAUAUUCAGGCCUCAGCUGGAUGAACCGAUCCCAUUGUAUGAAGCCAAAGUUUCUAUGGAAAUAGUUCAGAAGAAUCAAGCAAGAAAAAGACAAGUCAUACAGUUCUGACACACAAUUUCCUGAUUUUUAAGCCUGUGGAAGAUAAAGAAACGUAAUGUAUUUGAGAAGUA